Molecule: messenger RNA, 4024 nt
Organism: Zalophus californianus (California sea lion)
Lineage: Eukaryota; Metazoa; Chordata; Mammalia; Carnivora; Otariidae
Gene: SEMA6C
Product: semaphorin 6C
Exons: 18
Coding region: 187-2964 (925 amino acids)
Biological process (GO): positive regulation of cell migration; neural crest cell migration; semaphorin-plexin signaling pathway
Molecular function (GO): semaphorin receptor binding; chemorepellent activity
Source: RefSeq, a predicted model, not a curated record
CCAAGCUCCAUCCAUUCGGACGCUCGUCACGUCUCGCAACAGCCCCAAUCACGGACUGCGAACUCGGCGCGGUGCGGGGCCGCUGCCCGCCCGCUGCGAUCUCGGUCCCGCUGACCCGGAUCUCGGAGCAAGGCCGGCAUAUGGGUGAGGGGGCACCCCCUGGGGCCUGAGCUGCCCCCGCACAGGAUGCCCCGUGCCUCCCACUUCACGCCCUUGCUGCUCCUGCUGUUGCUGUCACUCCCCCACACACGGGCUGCCUUUCCCCAGGACCCCCUCCCUCUGCUGACCUAUGACCUGCAAGGUACUUCCCCAUUAUCCUGGUUCCGGGGCCUGGAGGAUGAUGCUGUGGUUGCAGAACUUGGGCUGGACUUUCAGAGAUUCCUGACCUUGAACCGGACCUUGCUAGUGGCUGCCCGGGAUCACGUUUUCUCCUUUGAUCUUCAAGCCCAGGAAGAAGGGGAGGGGCUGGUGCCCAACAAGUAUCUAACAUGGCGGAGUCAAGACAUGGAGAACUGUGCUGUGCGGGGGAAGCUGACGGACGAGUGCCACAACUACAUUCGUGUUCUCGUUCCCUGGGACUCCCAGACACUCCUCGCCUGUGGAACGAACUCAUUCAGCCCCGUGUGCCGCAGCUACGGGGUAACGUCGCUGCAGCAAGAGGGUGAAGAGCUGAGUGGGCAGGCCCGAUGCCCCUUUGAUGCCGCCCAGUCCAAUGUGGCUGUCUUUGCAGAGGGCAGCCUUUACUCAGCCACAGCCGCGGAUUUCCAGGCCAGUGAUGCUGUGGUCUACAGAAGCCUUGGGCCUCAGCCCCCACUCCGCUCCGCCAAGUACGACUCCAAGUGGCUCAGAGAGCCACACUUUGUCCACGCCUUGGAGCAUGGAGACCAUGUCUACUUCUUCUUCCGAGAGGUCUCUGUGGAGGAUGCCCGGCUGGGAAGGGUACAGUUCUCCCGAGUGGCCCGUGUGUGUAAGCGUGACAUGGGUGGCUCGCCUCGGGCCUUGGACCGCCACUGGACAUCCUUCCUGAAGCUGAGGCUCAACUGCUCUGUCCCUGGGGACUCUACCUUCUAUUUUGACGUUUUACAGGCCUUAACUGGGCCUGUGGACUUGUAUGGCCGCUCUGCUCUCUUUGGGGUCUUCACCACCCAGACCAAUAGCAUCCCUGGCUCUGCGGUCUGUGCCUUCUACCUGGAUGAUAUCGAGCGUGGGUUUGAGGGCAAGUUCAAGGAGCAGAGGAGUCUGGAUGGGGCCUGGACACCUGUGUCUGAGGACAGGGUUCCAUCCCCCAGGCCAGGAUCCUGUGCAGGAGUAGGUGUGGCUGCCUUGUUCCCCUCUUCUCGAGACCUCCCCGAUGACGUCCUGACCUUCAUCAAGGCUCACCCACUGCUGGACCCCGCUGUGCCACCUGCCACCCAUCAACCUCUGCUUACCCUCACUAGCAGGGCGCUACUGACCCAGUUAGCUGUGGAUGGUAGGGCUGGUCCCUACAGUAACACCACAGUCCUGUUCCUGGGCUCCAACGAUGGGACCGUGCUGAAGGUGCUGCCCCCAGGGGGGCCAUCUGGCAGACGUGAACCCAUCCUGUUGGAAGAAAUCAAUGCCUACAGCCCCUCCAGGUGCCGUGGGAAGCGGGCCGCCCAGACAGCACGGCGGGUCAUAGGGCUGGAGCUGGACACUGAAGGUCACAGGCUCUUUGUGGCUUUUUCUGGCUGCAUCAUCUACCUCCCUCUCAGCCGGUGUGCCCGGCACGGGGCCUGUCGGAGGAGCUGUCUGGCUUCUCAGGACCCAUACUGUGGAUGGCAUAGCUCCAGAGGCUGUGUGGAUAUCAGGAGACCUGGUGGGACUGAUGUGGAUCCAGCUGGGAACCAGGAAUCCAUGGAGCACAGUGACUGCCAAGAUGGAGCUACGGGGAGUCAGUCUGGCACAGGGGAUUCUGCUUAUGCAGGCGUGCGCCAGGACCUACCCCCAGCCUCAGCCUCCCUCUCCGUCCCCAUCCCGCUCCUCCUGGCCUGUGCUGCUGCAGCCUUCGCCCUGGGCGCCUCAGUCUCUGGCCUCCUGGUCUCCUGCGCUUGUCGCCGAGCCCACAGACGUCGGAGCAAGGACGUCGAGACGCCGGGGCUCCCGCGCCCUCUCUCCCUUCGCAGCUUGGCCCGGCUGCACGGUGCGGGCCCAGAGCUGCCGCCGUGCAAGGAUGGAGACGGGGCGCAGCCGCCCCAGCUCUACACCACCUUCCUGCCUCCCCCCGAGGGCGUAGCCCCGCCGGAGCUGGCCUGCCUGCCCACGCCGGAGUCCACGCCCGAGCUGCCGGUCAAGCACCUACGCCACGCUGGGGGCCCCUGGGAGUGGAACCAGAACGGGAACAACGCCAAGGAGGGCCCGGGCCGCGCGCGGGGCGGAAAUGCAGCGGGCGGCCCCGCGCCGCGCGUGCUGGUGAGGCCGCCGCCGCCGGGCUGUCCGGGGCAGGCCGUGGAAGUCACCACCCUGGAGGAACUGCUGCGCUACCUGCACGGCCCGCAGCCGCCCAGGAAGGGGGCCGAGCCCCCGGCCAUGGCGGCGUUUACCUCGCGGGCGCUCCCGCCAGAGCCGGUCUCCAGCCUCCUCCCCCGGGAGUGUGGUCCGCCGCUGAGGCUGGACGUGCCCCCCGAGGGGAAGUGCGCGGCGCCCUCCACCCGGCCCGCGCUCUCCGCCCCUGCUCCCCGGCUAGGGGUCGGGAGCAGCCGGAGGAUGCCCUUCCCCACGCACCGUGCACCCCCCGCUCUGCUCACUCGGGUCCCCUCGGGGGGCCCUUCCAGGUACUGCGGGGGUCCCGGGAGACAUCUCCUGUACCUGGGCCGGCCGGAGGGGUAUCGGGGCCGCGCUCUGAAGAGGGUGGACGUCGAGAAGCCCCAGCUGCCCCCGAAGCCUCCUCUCGUCUCACCUUCCUCCCAGCCGGCUCUCCCCAACGGCAGCCAUUUUAACUUUUAAAGGGAGCUGCGCCACGUCCUUCAAUGGCGCCCAUGAGGCCCGUGCCCUCAAAAGCCAAGAGCAUGGACGCGUCUCCAAGGAUAGAUCCCCUCCCUCUCUCCGUGUUCCACACCUCCAGCCUUCCUGGACUCUGAGAGUCUCCCGGGGCCCCAGUCCGCCUCGGGUUUAUUUAUUGACUGUCUUUUCCCCCUGUCCUCGAGAGAGGAGUGGGAGGUGAGAAGCUCGCCCCCUCAGUGAGCCAGCUUUUCGGGGGGGGGAACUGGCGCACUCCCACUCCCCCCUCCCUCAGCCAAGCUGCCUUAACUCGCCCCUCCGGGCUUCCUCCAUAGACUGGGCCGCGGGCGGGCCGCAGGGCGGACGGACAGACCGACGGGGCUGGGGCCGCGCGCGCGUUGUGUACAGAGUCCCCGGGCCUCCCGGGACGUGCCUCCUCCUACUGUGUAGGAGCCUCCGCUUCCCAAUACAGCUGUGUCCCCGAGCCGUGCCUGACUUUCCUAGCGGAGGGGGCGGGGCGGGAACCGGUCCGCUCGCUAGGCGCCUCUGCCUCCGAAUCUCUGCCUUGGUCUUGGCCUUCCACUCUCUCCCGAGUAAUUGGGAUGGCUGCGGUCCCACCGGGGUUAAUCAGGAAAGGUUUCCUGAAGGAGGCAAGCGAAGAAAUGGGUGUGUGGAGAUGAACCAGGACCCAGGAGACCCACGGCAGAACUAAGGUGGGGUGGGGAGGGCACCAGAGCUCGUUUCUGGAUCGAGGAUGUUUUCAUAGCCUGUUCCGUGGGGGUGGGGGGAGGUUAUUUUUUGAGAAAUAAAAUGAAGCUGCAGCGCAAGUGAUUUAAGUUUCACAACAAGAAAUCUUGUCCUAAAGAAUUUGGAGAGUGUGGGUCGCACGAUGGGUAGGCUGCAAAGAACAGCAAAGGAUUCAGCCCUGUUGGUGGUAGGGGCUACCCUUGGCAGUUCCCUGAGGAGCAGUUAGUUCCCUUUCUCAGAGCGGGAGGGGGUGUAGGAGCGCGUGUUUCCUCGCACGCAUGCGUAACCUCUUGUCUCGGAGUCUCGGGCGGCGCUCCAG